UUUUUUUUCCUCUCUCUCUCUCUCUCUCUCUCCCUUCAAAAGCCUUCUACUUCAAGUAGAUUUUUCUGAGAUUUCCACCCUCUAGCUCUCCCUCUGCACUCUGGGAUCCUGAAACACUUUUCAACCAGAGUUUCCUGUUGCAAGCCACGAUUUAUCUGCCACUUCCAUUCCUACUUUUCAGCACCAAAAGAAAAGCACUUCCAUUCUGCUCUGGAAACCACCUUUCCUCUUAUAUAUCAAACUAUAUAUAUUUAUAUUUCCUCAACGCGUUUGAGACUUUCGCCAUUUUUUGUUCCUCCAAAGUUAAUUCUUUUUUAUCCAGCUAAGUUUAGGCAACCAUCUUUGAAAAACUCACACGUCUAUGCAUGAUCUGUAACAUCUUCGUCUCCAGCUACAUUUAGAGGCUUCCGCCAGGUUUCUUGGCCAUUCGACGUUCCUAUCCUUUCUUCUUUACUAGGCUCGGUUUAGGUACCACAAUAAGUCUUUAUUCGUUAGUUUAACCCCAAAAGUUUGUAUGUUGCUUUUAAACUCUACUGGGUUUUCCUUUUCUUGAGCUUCAUCUUUUUUUUUUUCCUCACAACCACGAAUUUUGAAAUUGGGCUUCAGUCGCUUGUGUAAUUGUUUUCAAUUUUUUCCAUGUUGAUCUAGACGUUAGUGUGCCAGUUUCGUUUAUUUAGGUAUUUUGGGUUUCUGAGUCAUUGAACGAUUGAAAUUUCGGUGAAAUUUGGUUUAACUUUUGGGAUUUUGAUCUGGGUUUUGAGUGUGAAGUCAAGGCCUUCGCUGCGCCUAUUGGUUUAUUGCUUUGAAGGACUUUAAUGCUCUGUUGCUAAGAUGCAGCCUGAUCAGAGGAAAAAGUCAUCGGUCGAAGUGGACUUUUUCACGGAAUACGGUGAGGGUAGCAGGUACCGAAUUGAGGAAGUUAUUGGGAAAGGAAGCUACGGUGUUGUUUGCUCUGCAUAUGACACACACACAGGAGAAAAGGUUGCGAUUAAAAAAAUAAAUGACAUAUUUGAACAUGUCUCUGAUGCCACUCGCAUCCUUCGUGAGAUUAAACUUCUUAGACUCCUGCGUCAUCCAGACAUUGUGGAGAUCAAGCACAUCCUCUUACCGCCUUCCAGGAGGGAAUUCAAAGAUAUAUAUGUUGUUUUUGAACUCAUGGAGUCUGAUUUACACCAGGUUAUUAAAGCAAAUGAUGAUUUGACGCCAGAACAUUAUCAGUUUUUUCUUUAUCAGCUUCUUCGUGGCUUGAAGUACAUACACACAGCAAAUGUAUUUCACCGUGAUCUAAAACCCAAAAAUAUCUUAGCAAAUGCUGACUGCAAACUCAAAGUCUGUGACUUUGGUCUUGCAAGAGUAGCUUUUAAUGAUACUCCCACUGCUAUAUUCUGGACGGACUAUGUUGCAACACGAUGGUACAGGGCUCCAGAAUUGUGUGGAUCCUUUUUUUCAAAGUAUACACCAGCGAUAGAUAUAUGGAGCAUUGGAUGCAUCUUUGCAGAGCUUUUGACUGGAAAACCUCUUUUUCCUGGGAAAAAUGUAGUUCAUCAAUUAGAUCUAAUGACUGAGCUGUUGGGAACACCAUCUGCUGAAGCCAUUGCCAGGGUUCGCAAUGAAAAGGCUCGGAGAUACUUAAGCAGCAUGAGGAAGAAGAAGCCCAUCCCUUUUUCCCAGAAGUUCCCAAAUGCAGAUCCACUUGCACUUCGUUUAUUAGAAAGAAUGCUGGCAUUUGAACCCAAGGAUCGACCUACUGCUGAAGAGGCUCUUGCUGAUCCAUACUUUAAGGGCUUGGCCAAGGUUGAGAGGGAGCCUUCAGCUCAACCAGUUACCAAGAUGGAAUUUGAAUUCGAGAGACGAAGGAUAACCAAGGAAGAUGUACGAGAGCUUAUAUAUCGAGAGAUUCUGGAGUAUCAUCCAAAGAUGCUGAAAGAGUACUUGGAGGGAGCAGAGCCAACAAGCUUUAUGUAUCCAAGUGCCGUUGACCAUUUUAAGAAGCAAUUUGCUUAUCUUGAGGAGCAUUAUGGAAAAGAUGGUACUGUUGCUCCACCUGAGAGGCAACAUGCAUCAUUACCGAGGACAUGUGUAUUAUAUUCAGAUAAUGCGGUACAGAAUUCAGCAGAUGUUGCAGAUGAUCUCUCCAAGUGUUCGAUCAAAGAAAUUGAGAAGGCUCAUAUGGACAGGAGUUGUGGGAUCCCUAUGACACAGCUUCCUCUACAAGUUCCUCAAGGUAUCCAAGGAGUUGCUGCAAGGCCUGGUAAAGUUGUUGGUUCAGUGUUGCGGUACAACAAUUGUGGGGCAGCAGCAGCAGCUGAAGCUCUUGAACAGCGGAGGAUGGUUAGAAAUCCAUCUGGUACAACUCAAUAUUCUGCUUCAAAUGGCUCAUAUUCAAGAAGAAACCCGAGCUGUAAGAAUGAGAGGGGUGAAGAUGAUGGGGUUGAAAGUUCUAAGUACAUGGCAAGGAAAGUCGCUGCUGCUCAAGGUGGAUCUGGAGGUCACUGGUAUUGAUAUUGGUCAUGUUAAUUUUGUGCUGAUCUGCCUACUAUAGAUAUUAUCCAACCGAGUUUUGGGGAAAAUCUACCACUCAUCAUGGAUUGUUCUGCCAAAUUAACUCUUCAGCUUUGAUAACAGUAUUCGAUCAGUGUUAUGAACUGGCAUAGGUGCUUGGGAAGUGCAACUUUUUUCGGUGAAGUGGCUGGCUAAAAGUUGCAAUUUGCAUCUAUAUCUUGACAUUUACAUGGGGUUCCCGAUGACUCUUAUCCUUGAACUUAUUCUCUGAUUCAUAACCGAAACCAAGAUUCAGCUGAUGUGUGUAGCCAUGAAUGAGAAGGCAGUGCUAUUGAUUGACUUGGAAGUUCUUUUGUUUCGUUCUCAUUCUUUGAUAGACUCUAGAAAUUAAUCUCUGUGGGUUCUUCAUAACUGUCAUAUUGAUUGUAUCAGUUGACCUUAGUUAUUUGUGCUCCAAAUAGGGAUCUUUAUUCACCAGAACAUCUUGAGCUGUUUGUCACAGUGACUAGAUUGACAGUUGGAAAUUUUCUGGUAUACAUAUUUGGUACCUGUAUUUAUUUGCACUUAAA
Molecule: messenger RNA, 3071 nt
Organism: Juglans microcarpa x Juglans regia
Lineage: Eukaryota; Viridiplantae; Streptophyta; Magnoliopsida; Fagales; Juglandaceae
Product: mitogen-activated protein kinase 15
Exons: 10
Coding region: 832-2502 (556 amino acids)
Biological process (GO): intracellular signal transduction; protein phosphorylation
Cellular component (GO): cytoplasm; nucleus
Molecular function (GO): ATP binding; MAP kinase activity
Source: RefSeq, a predicted model, not a curated record